Guillardia theta CCMP2712 is the source of this 378-nucleotide messenger RNA. RefSeq lists its product as hypothetical. The annotation marks the transcript as partial. Gene Ontology annotation, biological process: response to oxidative stress; protein repair. The transcript is spliced from 6 exons. Gene Ontology annotation, molecular function: peptide-methionine (R)-S-oxide reductase activity. Lineage: Eukaryota; Cryptophyceae; Pyrenomonadales; Geminigeraceae. The record is from RefSeq and is a predicted model, not a curated record. Gene Ontology annotation, cellular component: cytoplasm.
CGGCAGAGCAAGGGAUAUGGGGAGAUCACGAAGCGAGUCGUCUUCAGCCACGGCACUGAGAUGGCGUUUACGGGAAAGACGGUGGACGGGACAAGCUACGACAGCAAAGAGCAGGGGACUUACGUCUGUGCUGUAGGAGGACUCCCUCUGUUCUCAUCGGAGCACAAGUAUGACAGUGGGACCGGGUGGCCAAGUUUCUUUCAACCUGUUGACCCCGAUCACGUCAUUGAGCGCAUCGACACAUCAGCUGCAGGCAUGACAAGGGUUGAGGUUCUCUGCGCAAGGACCGGAGCUCAUCUCGGCCAUGUCUUUCCGGACGGACCUGAGCCGACAGGGAAGCGCUACUGCAUCAACGCAGCUGCACUCAAGUUUGUUCCC